This is a messenger RNA of Salvelinus namaycush (lake trout), 744 nucleotides long. RefSeq names its product transcription factor p65-like. Lineage: Eukaryota; Metazoa; Chordata; Actinopteri; Salmoniformes; Salmonidae. The transcript is spliced from 7 exons. Bases 1 to 744 code for a protein of 247 amino acids. Gene Ontology annotation, molecular function: DNA-binding transcription factor activity, RNA polymerase II-specific; RNA polymerase II cis-regulatory region sequence-specific DNA binding. The record is from RefSeq and is a predicted model, not a curated record. Gene Ontology annotation, cellular component: cytoplasm. Gene Ontology annotation, biological process: cellular response to stress; regulation of transcription by RNA polymerase II; response to cytokine.
AUGGAGUCGGAGAUCAUUGAACAGCCCAAUCAGAGGAGCACCAAGACACACCCCGCCAUCAAGGUGCACAACUACAAUGGCCCCCUGCGUGUCCGCGUCUCCUUGGUGACCAAGAACCCACCUCACAAGCCCCACCCGCACAAACUAGUGGGGAAAGACUGCAAACAUGGCUACUAUGAGGCAGACCUGCAGGAGAGACGAGUACACAGUUUUCAGAACCUGGGCAUUCAGUGUGUGAAGAAAAAGGAUGUGGCCGAGGCAGUUUCCUGUAGGCUGCAGACCCAAAACAACCCCUUCAACAUUCCUGAGGUGAACAUGUGGGAGGAGGAGUUUGACCUAAAUGUAGUGAGGCUGUGUUUCCAGGCCUCGAUCACUCUGCCUACCGGGGAACUCUGCCCUCUGGAUCCCGUGGUGUCCCAGCCCAUCUACGACAACAGUGAGUCUGCUAUAUACACAGACACACGCACACAUUGCAGUUUGACAGGGCAGGUGUUUCUGACGGAGGGGGAGGUGCUGUACAAGACUGUCCAAUGGGACGAGACUCCUGCAUUCUACAGGUCGUACUCAUGCAGGUGCCCUGUUCAGAUCCUCAGGGGUCUGCCCGUCAGCUACAUCUCCCACACUGUGAGAUUCCCUCUGGCGAAGCGGCAACAGACAGGGAACACUUACGUACAGGUCUGUUCGGACUGCAUUCUCACUCGAGGGGAAACAUACAGUCUGAAGACUGAAGAAGAUAACCCCUAA